Dama dama (fallow deer) is the source of this 7419-nucleotide messenger RNA. It is a transcript of the gene CSRNP3, whose product is annotated as cysteine and serine rich nuclear protein 3. Bases 297 to 2087 code for a protein of 596 amino acids. Gene Ontology annotation, biological process: regulation of transcription by RNA polymerase II. The transcript is spliced from 7 exons. Gene Ontology annotation, molecular function: sequence-specific DNA binding; DNA-binding transcription factor activity, RNA polymerase II-specific. Gene Ontology annotation, cellular component: nucleus. The record is from RefSeq and is a predicted model, not a curated record. NCBI's taxonomy places the organism in Eukaryota, Metazoa, Chordata, Mammalia, Artiodactyla, Cervidae.
CUCUUCAGUCUGUUCUGACGGAGCCGAAGUACAGAAACCAUAUUUACAGUUACAUGUGACAGUGCUGCAGCGAUGAGUGGAAUUUUCAAGAGGAAGUUGGAAGAAAUUGAUGGCUCCUUACCCUGCUCCUCUGUGCAGGAAUCCGAUGAUGAAGUUUUUAGCUGUGACAGUGCUGCCAGUGUUGAUAGUGUCAAUCCAUCCACUUCGAAUCAUUUUACUGGAAAAAAUAAGGAGAGAUCAACAGACUGAAAAGAUGUUUUCAGAGGCAUAGCGUCUUCAGGAAGAUACUGACAUUCAUGAGAUCUCAAGGUACAUGUGACAGCACUGCAGCGAUGAGCGGAAUUUUAAAGAGGAAGUUUGAAGAAGUCGACGGCUCCUCGCCCUGCUCCUCAGUGCGGGAAUCCGAUGAUGAAGUUUCCAGCAGUGAAAGUGCUGACAGUGGGGACAGUGUCAAUCCAUCCACUUCUAAUCAUUUUCCCCCUUCCUCCAUCCUCAAAAGAGAGAAGCGGCUGAGGACCAAGAAUGUGCAUUUCAGCUGCGUCACUGUGUACUACUUCACCCGGAGGCAGGGUUUCACGAGCGUGCCCAGCCAAGGCGGCAGCACCCUGGGCAUGUCCAGCCGCCACAACAGCGUACGCCAGUACACCCUGGGCGAGUUCGCCAGAGAGCAGGAGAGGCUCCACCGGGAGAUGCUGAGAGAACACCUCAGGGAGGAAAAACUGAAUUCUCUAAAACUAAAGAUGACAAAGAAUGGCACCGUGGAAUCUGAAGAAGCGAGCACUCUUACAGUGGAUGACAUUUCUGAUGAUGAUAUUGAUUUAGACAAUACUGAGGUGGAUGAGUACUUCUUUCUUCAACCCCUGCCAACAAAAAAACGAAGAGCACUGCUGCGGGCCUCUGGAGUUAAAAAGAUUGAUGUGGAGGAAAAGCAUGAGCUGAGGGCCAUCCGCCUAUCUCGAGAGGACUGUGGUUGUGACUGCCGGGCGUUCUGUGACCCAGAAACGUGUACCUGCAGCCUGGCAGGCAUUAAGUGUCAGGUGGACCGCAUGUCUUUCCCCUGCGGCUGCACUAAAGAAGGCUGUAGUAACACAGCCGGCAGAAUUGAAUUCAAUCCGAUCCGCGUCCGGACUCACUUUUUGCACACAAUAAUGAAACUCGAACUGGAGAAAAACCGCGAGCAGCCAAUCCCCGCGCUGAACGGCUGCCCCGGGGAGAUGAGCGCGCACGGCAGCGCCAUGGGCCCGGUGGCUCACUCCGUCGAAUACGCUCUCGCGGACAAUUUCGAGGUUGAGACGGAACCGCAGGCCGCCGUGCUGCACCUGCGGUCGGCCGAGGAGUUAGACUGCCAGGGAGAGGAGGAGGAGGAGGAGGAGGAGGACGGCAGCAGCUUCUGCAGCGGAGUCACGGACUCCAGCACGCAGAGCCUGGCCCCCAGCGAGUCCGAGGAAGAGGAGGAGGAAGAGGAGGAGGAGGACGACGACGACGACGACGAGAAAGGGGACAGUUUCGUGGAAGGGCUGGGUCCUCACGCCGAGGUGGUCCCUCUUCCUUCCGUCCUUUGCUAUUCCGAUGGCACUGCCGUCCACGAGAGCCACGCAAAGAACGCUCCUUUCUACGCCGGCUCUUCGACCCUCUAUUACCAAAUAGAGAGCCACAUUCCAGGAACGCCCAGCCAGAUCUCUGAGAACUAUCCGGAAAGAGAGACUGUCAAGAGCGGUACCCUUUCGCUGGUGCCUUACACCAUGACCCCGGAGCAGUUCGUGGACUACGCCCGGCAAGCCGAAGAGGCGUAUGGCGCCUCCCACUAUCCAGCCGCCAACCCCUCCGUCAUCGUUUGCUGCUCCUCUUCGGAAAAUGACGGCGGAGUGCCCUGCAGUAGCUUAUAUCCCGAACACAGGUCCAGUCACCCGCAAGUGGAAUUUCACUCAUACUUGAAAGGCCCCUCCCAGGAAGGGUUUGUCUCUGCGAUGAAUGGUGACAGUCACAUUUCAGAGCAUCCUGCUGAAGAUCCUUUGAGCCUUGCAGAAAAGAGUAGAUUGCACGAAGAGUGCAUCAAAUCGCCCGUGGUCGAGACCGUCCCUGUUUAGUAGUUUAAGUUAUUCUAAGACCAACUCUUCUCCUAUUUAAAGCACUGUAUUUAAUUGGAUUUCCUGGGCUCGUUGUGGUUUCAACUGAGGACCAAGAAAACUUGGCCCGUGGUGAAGCAUCCAGACUGUAUUUUGUUUUCUCCUUUCUAGCUAUGUGACUGUGCCAUUGCACAAACGCAGUCUCUAUGAGGAUUUUAAAUGAUUUCAGACUGUUUUGAUAGAAAAUGCUAAUUUUAAAAAAAGCAUAUCUCACAGUUGCCUACCUGUCAAACUGUGUGAAACCUGCCAAGCUGUGUAGAUCAGAGCUCCAAGUUUUGGAUUAUCGGGCCUGUGCAAGAUUGUUAACUAAGACUGGGAAAUAAGAUUUAGAGUCCUAAUUUUCGAUAUAUCUGAAGAUGACGGUGACUUUUUAAUGUAAAAGUUAUUAUUGUAAGAAAAAGAUUUAAUUGCCCCCUGUGUAUUUUAUUUAUGGUAGCUAGAAGUCAUGUUCUGAUGAAAACGAACUGCAGCAUGUUCUUUUCAGCUGAAGAUGUAUAGUUAGUACCACCGAGCAUGCCCACAUGGAUUGCCUCUGGAAUCCAUUCACGUUUUUAUGAUCAUGUCUGAUCAGAUUUGCAAAUACUUUCUUAAGGGUGAAAUAGGCCUAUUUUUGCUAUUUUGGACAAACAAAUGAGUCUGUAUGUGCAGGUCCUUACACAGUUUUCUCUAAAGUUAAGAGUUAGGACAAUCCUCUGGUGAGGGCCUAGUUCAUUGCCCUCCCUCAGCUGACUCCAGAGAUGGAGGUAGAAGGAAUUGCCUUUCUUUUUUAAACACAGCAUCAUCUUGGUUCUUAGCUCGGACAGCACCUUCAAACUCUACGCCCCUGCAUCAAAAUGCACUUUAUGCCCCUUCAUGGUAACUUGUGAGGGGUGGGGACUAAGAACUCUUUGAGAUGAAAAAUUAAAAAAAAAAACAAAACACAUUUUUAAAAUCUGUAACUAUUAUAAGGUUCAUAGAAUUAAAUAGAGGAAUCAAUCCAAUGAUACUUUAUGAAGGAAAAAUGACCUGUUUUCCUUCACCACUCUCAAGACCUAACUGGGUCAAAGCAGAGGAGGCUGAGAAAACAUGGAAGAGACACAGCCUCAGCAACCAGCCUUUUUCUACAGCGUGAUCAAUCCGUCUCUACAAAAAUGAGUGUCUAAUGAAAUUUACACUUAGUGACUAGCUGACUGAAGUGGGGGCCUCUACCCAAAUACUCAACUAGGCCUUACUUUUCUGAAGUAUUUUGAUUUCUCUUGCCUGGAACAAUUAGCAGAACAGUCCAGAAUGCAUUGAAUACUUUCUAAUUACCUCAUGUUCUCUUAUAAAAGGGGACAGAUAGAAAUAAAACAUGCACUCCCCACCUUUAGAUUAUCUGCACUUGGUUCGUCGGAGGACUUCUAAGAUCCUGUUUUCCUGUAAAUUAGUUUAGGUAACUAAAUAGUGUGUUCUAACUUUUUAGUUCCAAUGCAAUAUGACUAUGCUAAACCUGUUUCAUAUUUUUGACCUUCUAUUGUUAUGUCAUUUCACAUUUUAUGCCUUUUUGAAAUGUGGACAUGCCUUGCUAUUCAGUGACUGCAUCACUACUUAUUUUUUGUCUCUUAGACUUGGAUGUUUAGAAAUAUGGAUAUAAAUACAUUGUAGAUCUCAAGUCCUUAAAAAAUACUAUUUUAUUUCACUGAAUUUAAAAAUGUUUGGUCUAGAGAAAGUCCUCCAAUGGAAGAGUUUCUACUAAGACUUGACUUGGGGAAAACAUGUUUACUUGGCAGCUCUUCCACUGUGCAGUUGGUUACAGCUCCUACUCUACCCCCACAGUGAGCCAACCCAACCUUAGAACCAUUAGUAUUAACAUUAAAGCAGCUUUGGGCUGAUCUUUAUGGAGGUAGCAGUAAUGGGGGCAGGGAUGCUCCUUGAAUGACAGGCCCUUUGGGCUAUUCAGAUUGGGGUUUUGCUCAAAUCUUGAUAGCAUAUCUCAUGUUAUCUGUAAAAUUACAGUUUUUAGUGCUUGAUCUCCAAAUUUUUCCCCCAUCAAUACAAUCUAAAGAGCACAGGCCCAAAGAGAAAAUGACAAGAAACUAUUGUUCCUUCACUUGAGCACAUGAAAAAUCCUCUGUGCCAUAUUGAUUAGGCCAUUGCAAGCCUUGGAAAUAGUUAUGUGUGAAGCACUCAGCUUAUGCUUGGAACACAGUGCGGCAGAGUAGGGCAGAGGUGUCUCUGUGUAGGAUUGAAGGGUAGAAUGCCAGUCUAGAUUCUGAAAGGAUGGAUAUUUAAUUCAGUUCAGCUUUAUUUUCACAAGAAGGUUGACACCUAGUUGUUUAUGUUGGACUGGGUCUCUGUUUUGUAGCUUCAUUUCCAAAAAUAUGCUUAACCUAGAAACAGGAAAACAAACAAAAAACAACUUUUUCCCCUAUCUGUCUAAUUGGGGUCAAAAGUCACUGCUACCCAGGAUUAACCUUCCAGCCACAAGAGCUUCUGUUCCAAACGUUCAUAUAUAUAUUUAUAACCUAACCCCUCAAUAUUGCCUACAUACACAGAAUACCUAUGAAAACACUUGCGCACAUGCCUCCGUCAACACACACAGUAGGUGUAAUACCACACAUCAGAGAAUGACAGAUUUUAGGCCAAUAACGAGUACUAAAUUUUCCCUACCCUAGCAUUUGGUUGGGUUUUAUGAUCUAAAACUGUGGUCUGGAAAUGAAGAUGAUUUUUAAAGCUAUAUUUUAAAUAUACUGGUUCAAAGUUGUAAAUAAUACUAAUGGUGGAAUCAUUUCAUUGUUACUUUUUCCCAGAAAAGCUGAGAGAGCACAGUGUGCCGUUUGACUUUUCUUUUUCCAUUAAUAGAUCGUCUAUUCAACAAAAAAAUGCCCACAUGCCAGGAAGGGCUAAAGUUUUUCUAAGCAUUUUUAAAUGGGGACCAAGAGCUGAACACAGCCAGUGGAUUCUUCAGAUCUUUACACAGAGACACAGUGGCCUGACCUGCAGCUGUUGUAUUCCCCCCGUAGUAUAGCUAGCCAAAUUAUAGUCUUGUUUUGACACACGGCUUUUUAGUCAUUCACUGUCAGUGGCAAAGCUUUGUGCUUUAGUCCCUGUUGUUUUAGCACCAGCCCUCUACCUUUUAUUAGGGUUUAAUUCCCGGUUAUAAUCCAGGCCAAAUUGAUUUGCAAGUCAAGUGGCUGGAGCAGCUUGCAUUUCCUUUGUCAUUCUAGGUUUCCUCUGGGAGAAAGAAAUCAAUCAAAGAGAUUUACUUUUUUCCUUUCUCUUGAUCAUUGAUUAUUUAAGACAUCAGUAAAAUCCGUUUGUCUUCUGUCUUUUGGUUAAUUGAAGAAUAUGGUUACUUUCUGAAAGCCAGUCUUUUCUUUGUGGUGAAACAGCAUUUUUCCCAGAGUGCCAAUCACAUAUAAAAUUUGAAACUAAUACUUACUAAUUAAUUUUAUUAUUAAAGUCUUCAUAAUCAUAUAUAGCCCAGCAAUACUGCCCCCAAUAAAAACAAUGAAUUACAGAAACACUGGUCACACAUUAACAAAGGAAAAAGGAGAUUAUAAAUGAUUAUGUUCUUUAAAAUUUUAUCCUCCGACAGAUGACUUCUAGGCAGAAUUCUGGUUUGGUUGUCAUUAAGCAAGGAAAUGAAUGAUUUAUUUCCUGUUAACUGAUAUAUCACUGAUUCUUUGGUUAAACUUCUGAAAUUGUUGUACAAGUCAAAAUCCUUUGGUCUUAACAUAUUUAGAAUGUGUUUAUCAAUUCUUUCUUUUAACAAAUACUUAUUGAACACCUACUAUGUUAAAGGAACUGUCCUGGGUGGUUAAAAAGAGGGGGAAACACUACAAAUUCUAAGGGAUUAUGAUAAUGAUGAAAAGUGGAAUGAAAUAAUCAAGCCUCAUUGCAGUCCUUUUAAGUUAUGACUUUAUAAAGUGAUGUUAGAAAAAAACGACAUCAAUUCUUGUCUGACUACAUGAAAACUGCAACUAAAAAAGAUACUUCUUUUGCCUAAAUUAGUAGAACUCACUGGAUCCUCCUACUUCCCUCUCUAUCUGAAAUUUAUGAAUUAAAUUUGGCCACAACUAGAAGAACUUAACCCAAUGAAAAAGAGAUUUUCACAUAAUUGCUUCUUCGGUGUUAGACCUGUGUAAGUUAUAUUAAAUUUAUACCAGCACUCCUACCAGACAGUUUCAAAGGCAGGUUGACUCACAUAUAACCCAGGAAACCUUUCAGGAAACCUCUGAAGCAGCAAUGUAGAACACCAUCACUCAUUUCUGUUUACAAAGAGCCUAUAAAAUAGCUAAGCUUGAGUUCCUGGUUCCAACAGCAUUGCCUUGCAGCUUGUAGAAAACAGGUCACUCGGCAUCCUUACUUUUAGCCAGGGAUUACAAACCAUUGAAUUAGCAGGUAGAAAAUCGACAUCCUCCAACGUUAAGAGACUGCCCUUUUAAAAGGUGCCACGAGACUUUUGUUUCUUCAAAUACAGACUUAAUCUUUCUCUUCAAAGUGGCAUCUGCUCCUUGUUGUCUCAAGAUAAUUCAGAGUUCAUUAUUGUAGUCGGUGUAUAAAAUACCAACCUUAAAUGGGAACUAGCUUCAUGCUUUCAAAGGCAAGACAACUAUAAUUCAAAACUGGAACUAAGCUAUGAAUUCUUACCAUGACCAACACCAAAAGCUAAAGCCUUACUCACUCUUAGUUCUAACACAAAUUUGCAACUACUGAUUACCUUAUUCAUUCUGAAAUCUGCUAACUUCUGCUUGAGUAACUUAAAUGCCUAAGCCGAAUACCACAGCUCUGCGCAAAUAGCACAGCUCAUCAGAUGUUUUCUGUAGCAUUAAAGAAUGUAAUUGACUUAAUUUAACUGAAUGUCAGCAAUUUGAAAACUCACUAGAAUUAUAGGAAUUUUGGGUGUGCUGAGGAUGGACUAUAAGCUUAAUAAGUUAUGGUGUCUCCUAAGAAUCAUAAAGUUUCAGCUGAGCUGAGAAACUAGAAUUUUAUUUUACUAGAAAAACUGCAUUCAUAAAUAGCAACCCCAAACCUAGAAGUUACAGUGUGGACCCUCACAGCCCAGUUGGUGUUCACAUCUGUGACCUACUAUUCCCAUCAAUUACAUCUUCUUAUCUAAAAAUAAUUUGAUGCUUUAAAAAAAAAUAAUAUGGAGCUACAGCAUGAUAAAAAAAACUAUUUUAAAGAUGUAAACACAUUUUAUAUUAAAAAGUGAUAGAUUCUUGUCAAAAGUCAUGAAUAUGGAAAUGAAAGAGCUCUUUAAUAUUUCACCUGCCAAAUCUGUAUAUUGAAUGUGAUUAUUUAAAACAGUUGUUUCCAAGUUUUAUUUCAA